UCCAAGUCGAGAAGAAACAUUAUUUAGUUCGACUCCUGGGAAAGACCGGUGGAUCACAACAACGAUCUUCGGUCGACCCAUCAAUGGCGGCAAGACUCGUUCUUUUCAUUGGCAGUGUUACCUUACUCCUGCUUCCGUUUCGCUCCGUGUCCGAUCCCGACAACCAGUUCUGUCCUGCUGCGCCUGAGCAUGGUGAAUCAGCAUGCGGUUCUACAUCGCAGAAAGGAGUCUAUAAAGUUCGUGGACAUCCUUUCUCCACAAACACCAGGCGUGUUCUUGCCGUUCUACAUGAGAAAGGUCUCACCUUUGAGUCGGUUCAUGUGGAGUUGAAAGAUGGUGAACAUAAGAAGGAACCAUUCCUCUCUCUCAAUCCGUUUGGGCAAGUCCCGGCUUUUGAAGAUGGAGACCUGAAGCUAUUCGAAUCAAGGGCAAUCACACAAUACAUAGCCCAAAAGCACAUGGAGGAAGGUACCCAGUUGCUUUCUCAUGAAGACAAGGAGAUAGCAAUCAUAAGGCUUUGGAUGGAAGUGGAAGCUCACCAGUUCGACCCCCUGGCUUCAAAGCUUACGUGGGAGCAAAUGAUCAAGCCAAUGUACGGUAUUCCAACUGACCCAGAAGCCGUGAAGGAGAGCGAGUCAAAGCUGGCAAAGGUUCUGGAUGUUUACGAGUCUCGGUUGGCUCAGUCCAAGUACUUGGGUUCAGACAGCUUCACCAUGGCUGAUCUCCACCACCUCCCAAACAUCGAGUACCUGUCAGGAACACCGACCAAGAAACUGUUUGAGGAGCGUCCGCAUGUCAGCUCGUGGGUGGCCGAGAUCACGGGAAGGCCGGCUUGGAAGAAGGCUCAGAAGUUCUGAACACCCACAUAUAUCAGUUAAACAAACUUCUGAAAUUCAGAAAUUUAUUGUCUCUCUUAUGUUGUCCUUCUGGUACUUGCACUUGAGCAUUUUAUUAUCCUUGGAAUCAUAGAGUCAAUAUAUGAAGUCAUGGUUGUUUUGGAGGA
Tarenaya hassleriana is the source of this 1003-nucleotide messenger RNA. Its product is annotated as glutathione S-transferase F7-like. The record is from RefSeq and is a predicted model, not a curated record. Lineage: Eukaryota; Viridiplantae; Streptophyta; Magnoliopsida; Brassicales; Cleomaceae. The transcript has 5 exons. Gene Ontology annotation, molecular function: glutathione binding; glutathione transferase activity. The coding region runs from base 84 to 857 and encodes 257 amino acids. Gene Ontology annotation, cellular component: cytoplasm.